CCGCCCGGCCUGCCGCCCUUCUCGUUCUCCACCUUCGGCGCAGGAGCGGUCGGACGAAUCUCGCGAGAGUGACCGGGAAACGCGAGACUGCCGACUGAAAAGCCGAUCGCCGAGCCAAUGCCGAAAGGAGGUUGGAGGAAGUCCCGCCCGCAGCGAGCGGAAGCGGGUAUUGUUGUCGCUGACGUCACUCGCGGAGGACGCGGGCGUCCCAUUGGGUCGCUCUCGCUGCUCGAGCGGGGCAGGCGGGCCCAUGGCCAGCACCGGCAGCCCCCUGUAUGAUGCUGUCCCGAUCCAGCCGAGUGUGGUUUUGUGCUCCUGCCCAUCGCCCUCCAUGGUGAGGAACCAAGCAGAUCCCAGUCCUCCUCCUGUUGCUGCUUCCUGUGGCACCAGACCAGGGCUGAGCAUGGAGGGGGCCAUGGCUGAACCACGGGUAAAUGCAGAGUCCCUGCAGCAGCCUACACAGCCUCGAAAGAAACGCCCCGAGGACUUCAGAUUUGGGAAGAUUCUGGGCGAAGGAUCCUUCUCCACAGUGGUCUUGGCCAGAGAAUUGUCUACCUCCAGAGAAUAUGCCAUUAAAAUUCUGGAGAAGCGCCACAUCAUAAAAGAGAACAAGGUCCCCUACGUGACCCGGGAGCGAGAUAUCAUGUCCCGUCUGGAUCACCCUUUCUUUGUCAAACUCUACUUCACAUUUCAAGAUGAUGAAAAGCUCUAUUUUGGCCUUAGUUAUGCCAAAAACGGAGAGCUUCUAAAAUACAUCCGCAAGAUCGGCUCAUUCGAUGAGACAUGUACUAGGUUUUAUACUGCUGAAAUUGUGGCUGCAUUAGAAUACCUUCAUGGAAAAGGAAUUAUUCACAGGGAUCUUAAGCCAGAAAACAUCUUAUUAAAUGAAGAUAUGCACAUUCAGAUUACAGACUUUGGAACAGCAAAGAUAUUGUCUGCAGACAGCAAACAAGCUCGGGCCAAUUCCUUUGUCGGAACCGCACAGUAUGUGUCUCCAGAGCUGUUAACGGAGAAGUCUGCCUGCAAAAGUUCUGACCUCUGGGCUCUGGGCUGCAUCGUAUACCAGCUUGUCGCAGGACUAUCCCCGUUCAGAGCCGGAAAUGAGUAUCUUAUAUUUCAAAAGAUCAUCAGACUGGAGUAUGAAUUUCCUGAGAAGUUCUUCCCCAAAGCAAAAGAUCUUGUAGAAAAGCUUUUGGUCCUCGAUGCUACCAAGCGAUUAGGCUGUGAAGAAAUGGGUGGGUAUGAACCCUUAAAAGCCCACCCUUUCUUUGAUUCCAUUACCUGGGAGGAUCUGCACCUCCAGACCCCACCCAAGCUCACAGCGUAUCUGCCUGCCAUGUCUGAGGAUGAUGAAGAUUGUUAUGGCAAUUAUGACAAUCUCCUGAGUCAGUUUGGCUGCAUGCAAGUUUCCGGCUCCGCCUCUUCUCAGUCGCUGUCUUCCCCAGAGACGGGAGCCCCGCAGACCUCGGGGAACAACAUAGAGCAAUACAUACACGACCUGGACAGCAACUCUUUUGAACUGGACCUCCAGUUCUCAGAGGAAGAGAAACGGUUACUGUUGGCAAAGCAGGCGGGUGGGAAUCCCUGGCAUCAGUUUGUAGAAAAUAAUUUAAUCCUGAAAAUGGGGCCUGUAGACAAGAGGAAGGGUCUGUUUGCUCGCCGGCGCCAACUGCUGUUGACUGAAGGCCCUCACUUGUAUUACGUGGAUCCUGUUAACAAAGUUCUGAAAGGGGAGAUUCCAUGGUCGCUGGAACUCCGCCCAGAAGCUAAGAAUUUCAAGACCUUUUUUGUUCACACACCCAACAGGACGUACUAUCUGAUGGACCCAAGCGGGAAUGCCCACAAAUGGUGCAAGAAGAUCCAAGAGGUUUGGCGACACAGAUACCACCAGAGUGCUGCGAAAUGAGGCCACUGCCCCCCAAAGCCCUGCCUCUUUCCUUGCUGCCAGAGCGCCUCCACGUGCUCCCAGGACUCUUCCUUGCCCAGCGAACAUCCACCUCCAGGGCCAAAACUCUUUCCUUUUCUGAGGAAACCAAUGGAAUUCAGGGUCGCUUUGCUUGCUUCUGUGCUGCUCUCCCUCCCUCCCUCCCUCCCUCCCUCUCUCUCUCAUACACACACGCCUUGUGACAAAAACAUCCCUUCUCUGCUGCUGUGAGUGACUCCCUUGGCUUCUGCUACAACUUGUGGACUUCCUGUUGUUGGCUCAGCAAAGCCAUCCCACAUGCACAGAUCAGGUCAUGUGGGGGCUGGAUCGUGACUGUGAUGUCCUAAUUGAUCAUGCAACUGUGUUUUGUCAGGGAGCUUUGAAAUGUCUCCGUGUGAGAGGUUGCCAUUGUUGCCGCUGCCACCCUUUCCCCCUUCCUUCCUUCCCCUCCCCCUUCUUUCUAGUUGGUUUGUUGGUAUCCAGCACUCACUGACACUGUGGGCCGAUGGAGGCCCUUGCGGAAUCCUCCAGGUCAUGCCCAGUUGCAGGAGAUUCUCCAUGGAUGGUACUUUUAAAGAGCCUUGUGUCUUGCAGAUACAUUCCUGCACAGGUGGUCAGAGGGAAAAAUUGAAAUUCUGGCAUUCUUCUUUCAUAAAAUUUUAAACAUGGGAUUUUAAUUUGAUGCAUUUACAUGUUUAAGGAGCAUUAAAAUUACCAGCAUGCUUUUAACUAAUACUAACUAAGAGAUUAACUAGUUAGUAUGAAACUGUAUUGGUGUAACAAAUAGACUCUUCACCUUUUUGGAAUAGGGGAGCGAGCCGCUCUCUUUCCAGGGCAUGUGUCAUGAGCAGGGGCAGGGGAAGCGCAGGGCGGCGCAGGUGGCUGGCCUGUCGAGGAGUGGAGGAGGCCAUGCGAGGGAAAAGCUGUUGUACAACUGAUGACUUGAUUUGUUGUCUCUUUGUAUAAAUGAGGUGUACAAAUAUUCCUGUAUUGUUCAUUGGCCAAGCGUCGUAUCUUUUAGCAACUUUGAAAAUAUUUUACAUGAUUUAAAUAUAUUUAAGCCCCUCCACUAAUCAGACUAAUUGUUGUCUUUAUGUAAAAAUGUUGAUACAGAGGAGGGGGGAAUUGUAUGGUACUGGAGUCAUAUCUAUCAAAUGUUUCAUAUCUUUUUUUGUUUUGGUUUGGUUUAUUUUUUCCAAUUAAACUGUUAUGGUCAAA
This is a messenger RNA of Pogona vitticeps (central bearded dragon), 3142 nucleotides long. RefSeq names its product 3-phosphoinositide dependent protein kinase 1 (gene PDPK1). Lineage: Eukaryota; Metazoa; Chordata; Lepidosauria; Squamata; Agamidae. Gene Ontology annotation, biological process: intracellular signal transduction; peptidyl-serine phosphorylation. The record is from RefSeq and is a predicted model, not a curated record. Gene Ontology annotation, molecular function: ATP binding; protein serine/threonine kinase activity.